AUCACAGCAUAUAAAAUAUUUAGUUAAAAAACAAAAAAGAAAGUGUUUGCAACGCUUUUAUUUUGAAGGAUUCUCAAGGGAAGUCACUUUGUGACGUCUACCGGAACAAUGUGAACACUGAACUGUUAUCUUCAGUACACCAUUCUCGUUGUGUCUUCAAUGUAAAGGUGUUAUAACGUGAAUCGUGUCCCACAGCAGAUUACACCGAUCAGGCCAACUUCCAGCGAUGUUUCGUUAAUUUCCGCAGCAGACAGUUAGGAAACCGGAACGAGUACGGAAGGAGGCACUACGGAUAUAGACGAUGUUGCAGAGAGUGGCGGUGGUCGGUGCCGGAGCUGCAGGGCUCUGUGCUGCCAGACACAUCCUGUCCCGCCUGAACCACUUUGCCCCCCCAGUGGUUUUUGAGCUCACAGAGAACAUCGGAGGCACCUGGUGUUACGACGAACGGGUCGGGAGGUACGACAAUGGGCUGCCGAUACACAGCAGCAUGUACAGAAACCUCAGAACCAACCUUCCCAAGGAGGUGAUGAUGUUUCCUGAUUUCCCCUUUGACCCCCAGCUGAGCAGCUUCCUGCCCCACCAGGAGGUCCAAAGAUACCUGGAGAGGUACUGCGACAGCCACGACAUCCGGCCUCACAUCAGGUUUAACACAGUAGUGGAAAACGUGAAACCCGUUGUUGUAACAAAAGGAGGCAAGGUGACUAGGACGACGUGGGACGUGACAUCAUACGACUCAUCAGGUCAUCAGAAAACAGAGACCUUUGACUCGAUCUUUGUCUGCUCGGGGCACUACUCGGAUCCUCACAUCCCCAACAUACCAGGCAUAGAGAACUUUAAAGGAAAGGUGCUCCACAGUCAUGCAUACAGGUUUCCUGAGCCUUACUCAGGUCAGUCCGUGGUGGUUCUCGGAGCUAAAGCUUCAGGAUUGGACAUCUCCAUUGAACUAGCCAACGUUGGUGCUCAGGUGACUUUGAGUCAUGGUCGUCCUCGUUUAACCUUCCCUCUUCCUCCUCGGAUUCAUCAGUCCAGUCCAGUGGUGGCAGUCGACGAGGACGGCAGCAUUCGCUUUCAGGAUGGCUCACAGAGCCCAGCUGACGUCCUGAUGUUCUGCACCGGGUACAACUUCAGGUACCCGUUCCUGGACGCGGCCCAGCUGGGUCUGGAGAUCCAAGACUACAUGGUGUCUCCGCUGUACCGCUUCCUGAUGCCUCCUGCCUUCCCCUCACUCUUCUUCAUCGGCAUCUGCAAGAUCAUCUGUCCCUUCCCAAACUUUGACUGCCAGGUCCAGUUCGCUCUGGCGGUGUUGGACGGCUCAGUCACGUUGCCAUCUCAGGUCAAGAUGGAGAACGAGGUCCAGCGAGAGCUGCAGGAGAAGACGGCGCGGGGAGUCGAGCAGCGCUACCUGCUGGUAAUGGAGCAGGAUCAGUGGGAGUACUGCGAGACUCUGGCUCGCACCGCCGGCUUCCCUCCGCUCCCGGCGACUGUGCGCAGCCUGUACGAGGAGGUGUGGAGACAGAGACGGAUUCACCCUGAAAACUACAGACGGCUCAAUUACAGGCUGCUCAGUGACUCAGAGUGGGAGCUGAUCGAGUGAUGGAGGAGCAUCGCCUACAGUCACGAGUCACGACAUAUAACACACUGUAAACAUUUGUAAACAAACAAGACUGCAAACAAAGAGACAGACGAACACGGUUCUGAAACUCUUCAUGUUCCAGUUUUAUCGAUUAAUACUGGCAACAUCUCACUGCUGUCCUCUUCAGCGCUGAUGAAGAUAGUGCUUAACAAGUGCCUCAAGGGACCUCCACCACAGACAUGUAUAAGAAGGGGCAUAGCCUCAAGGACUGAAAACGAAGCCAGAAGUGCCAGAAACCUGUGUUCUUUCAAAUGUCCAGCAGGGGGCGACUCUUCUGGUUCUAUCAUUUUGAUCUCAUUCUAUUGCUUUUAUCACAGUCUAUUGAUUUGAUCUCAUUCUAUUGCUUUGAUCUUUCCUAUCUUUUUGACCUCUUUCUAUUGCUUUUAUCACAGUCUAUUGAGUUGAUCUUUCCUAUUGCUUGGAUCAAAUCCUACUGAUUUGAUCUAAUUGUAUUGCUUUGAUCCCAUUCUAUUGCUUUGAUCCCAUUCUAUUGGUUUGAUCUGAUUCUGUGGCUUUGAUCCCAUUCCAAUGCUAUGAUCCCAUUCUAUUUCUAUUUCUUUGAUCUCAUUCUAUUGCUUUGAUCCCACUCUAUUGCUCUGAUCUUAUUCGAUUGAUUUGAUCCCAUUCUAUCACUUUGAUCAGUUUCUAUAGCUUUGAUCUCAUUCUUUUGCUUUGAUCUCUUUCUAAGUGUGGUAUCCAGCAGGGGGAACUCCGCUAGUAGGAAAGAGAAUACUAUAUAAAAGGAUACGAGAAAAUGGUCCUCCUCCUCAGCUUAUUUAUUUCCUCAUGAGUUUAUGGUCUCAACACAGCAUGAUGUUCAUUUAGUAAAUGAUGGUCCAUUUAGAGUCACAGAGAGCAGGUAGAGGGGGAGGAGUUAAGAAAUUACCAUCCAUUUAAAAUCUGGUAGAGUCUAAAAUAUUACCCAAACAGUAUUUCAAUAGAUUUCAAAGAGUUUGGAACCAAAGACACAUUUUUCAAUUUUUAGAAAGCAGACACAGCAGAUGUCAACAAUACACUUUAAUCCACAUACUUCCACAAAACAUCAAAAUACAUGAGAUGAGGAAAUGAGGAGUGACGUCACAGACUGGCCUGAGCUCAAACAACAACAACAUCAUAUGAAGCAGGAACGUGCAGAGUGUCGACCUCUGGAAAAUACAUUCAAAAGCCAAUGAAGGUUCAUGUUGAGAGGAGUGUAGCUUAUUAAAAACGCUUUCGGAUUACAUGUUUCAGGACUGAUGCAGUGACGUCGUGCUGACAUCAAGGAAAAAAAAUACAAAGUCAGCAUUCAGAGUUGGAUUCUACAUCACAGGGGUCAAAGGUCAGGUCUGUGGUUUUAGACUAAGGGCACAAAAAAGCACACAGUUUUAACAAAUACAGUCUCUAAAACAGGCGUCACUACCAUUUAAGCCUCUCGGGUGCAUUUUUUAUUUUAUUUAAUCUUUUCUUUUGAAAUCUUUUGAAAUUUUCGAAUGAUUCUUCCAAAAUAAAUGUCUGUGGCCUUUUCACAGCUUAGUCUUUCCCCGGGAAUUAGAAUAAUGACAAUAAUAAUAAUACAUUUUAUUUAUAUAGCGCUUUUCAGAAACUCAAAGACACUGUACAACUAAAAGUUCUAAAAAGAUUACUGGUCUAAUCGUUUGUGUCGUUAAAACCCUGAUAAUGUUUAAAUGAAAUGUUUUGUUGCAUCUUAUGUCGGAUACAUUUCUGACUUAAUGUAUAUGAUCUAAAAUUUAAGACAUUUAGGAUUUCUGUCAAAAAAGGCAAAAAUAAACGUUUGCAUACUUUUUACACUUCA
Molecule: messenger RNA, 3425 nt
Organism: Notolabrus celidotus (New Zealand spotty)
Lineage: Eukaryota; Metazoa; Chordata; Actinopteri; Labriformes; Labridae
Product: flavin-containing monooxygenase FMO GS-OX4
Exons: 9
Coding region: 302-1594 (430 amino acids)
Molecular function (GO): N,N-dimethylaniline monooxygenase activity; flavin adenine dinucleotide binding; NADP binding
Source: RefSeq, a predicted model, not a curated record